Penicillium nucicola is the source of this 2457-nucleotide messenger RNA. Its product is annotated as Pumilio-family RNA binding repeat-containing protein. Bases 1 to 2457 code for a protein of 818 amino acids. Gene Ontology annotation, cellular component: cytoplasm. Gene Ontology annotation, biological process: post-transcriptional regulation of gene expression. Lineage: Eukaryota; Fungi; Ascomycota; Eurotiomycetes; Eurotiales; Aspergillaceae. Gene Ontology annotation, molecular function: mRNA 3'-UTR binding. The record is from RefSeq and is a predicted model, not a curated record. The transcript has 7 exons.
AUGUCGUCUCUAAGCGGGCCUUCAACGCUUGGUCGUGAAACACGCUUUGUCCCCCCUGAUAACAUCGAGGUGCGAGCUUGCCCUUUUGGAAACGAGCCAUCGAAACACCAAGCCACAACCACCCGUUACGGCGCUUCUGACCCCAAGGAAGUUUCUCGUCAUGGCAGAAUGCCGGUCUCGUCUGGUGAAGGGAAAGACCCUUUGUUGAGCAAGAAGCAGAAGCUAGAUCACAAAGCUGAACCUUUGAGUGGACAACCGUCGGAUAUUGAGAGAAUUCUAGCAAGCCUUUCUCCCAAGACCCUCCAACCCACCUGCUCCGAUGCCGAUCCCUCCUCUGGGAUAUCCCAGACCACUUCGAUUUUGAAACCACCACCUGCUUCAUAUCCCACAGAUUCUCACCAGACCCACAACCAGGAGGAUAGCACAGGGGAGUUGCGUCGUCUCAGGCAAGAGUUGCUGGUUGCAAACUCAAAAAUAGCUUCGCAGGAGCAAGAGCUUGCACAGACUCGGGUGAUAAAGCAUACGCUAGACCAAGCCCUUGGUCCUCCAUCGGAAGCAGAUUACAACAGUCAUGAGAUUAGAGAACCAAGUAUUGGUUCCCUACAGAACAUCUUCAUCGGGUCCAGCUCCACCUUCGGUCAACACCAAGAUUCUUGGGUCGGUCAAGACGACUCGCAGUCUGACAUCUCGGACCCGUUGUCUGGAGGGUCCUAUGGUGGAGCUCGCGGGCCGUGGGCCCGCCAUGAGCUUCCUCUUGACAGGGACUACAGUGUGCCUUUUUUGGCUUCCAACAAUUCUUCAAGCCAGGAUCCAAGCCACUUUUGGGGCACUUCUGAUGUCUAUCCUCCGCUCACGGGACCUUCGUCUUUGCAGUCUCAGCGAAUCCUUUCAGGGCCUUCGAUUAGUCCAUGUGGGUUCUACUCGCGCCCCAUCGGCGACCAGACGCAGAUUCUAACAAGCUCAAUUGCUGGACCUCGUCGUUCUAACAUUCAAUGCAGCCGAGUUGGGUCUCUGUUUCCACCUCAGUCUAAUCCUUGGAGUGAUCUUUCCUCUGCAUCUUCUAGUGAUCAUACCCCUAAGUCACCCAAAUCGCCCGAAAAGAAACCUGUCGGUACCUUUCACCAGGCGGGCUUUUACCCAGUGCCUUCUUAUCCCCCUCGGGCAAUUGGAAGCCCUCUUUCUCCUACUGCCAGUGAGUUCACUGGCUCCAGUGUUAAUGAUAGCUCUUGGUCUACUUCUACGGUGAGCGGCAAUUCAAUCCAAACAUAUGUAUCGCCGCUUGAGCCUCUCAACUACCGACGGCUCCUUGACAAGAAUGUGUCGUGUGACUGGAAGUAUAUUGUAGACAAGAUAGUCUGCAGUAAUGACCAGCAAGCGUCCAUCUUCUUGCAACAAAAACUGAAAGUCGGCACUACCGAACAGAAAUAUGAUAUUAUUGAGGCGAUCGUUCGCCAAGCCUACUUACUCAUGGUCAAUCGCUUUGGAAAUUUUCUUGUUCAACGCUGUUUUGAGCAUGGAACCCCCGAGCAGGUUGUUGCCAUUGCCAAUGCAAUCAGCGGAAAUACGCUCACUCUGAGCAUGGAUCCAUUCGGUUGCCACGUGAUUCAAAAGGCUUUUGACUGUGUUCCAGAAGAGCAUAAAGCUGUCAUGGUGCAUGAACUUCUCCGCCAAAUUCCCGAGACCGUGAUCCAUCGAUAUGCCUGUCAUGUUUGGCAAAAGCUCUUUGAGCUUCGAUGGAGUGGGGAGCCUCCACAGAUUAUGAUCAAAGUAAACGAGGCUCUACAGGGGAUGUGGCAUGAAGUUGCUCUGGGGGAGACUGGAAGCUUGGUGGUUCAAAACAUCUUUGAAAACUGCGUCGAGGAUGAAAAGCGACCGGCAAUCGAAGAAGUGUUGGCAAAGACCGACGUGCUCGCUCAUGGGCAGUUCGGAAACUGGUGCAUCCAACACAUCUGUGAGCACGGUGCUCCCCAUGAUAAGAGCCGAGCUGUGGAGCAUGUUCUCCACUGGGCUGUUGAUUACAGCAUGGAUCAGUUCGCGUCUAAAAUUGUGGAAAAGUGCCUCAAAAUCGGUGGGACGGAGUUCAUGGACCGGUAUCUCACUCGCGUCUGCACCGGGCGCUCUGACCGACCUCGUAUGCCGUUGAUUGACAUAGCGGGGGAUCAGUACGGCAAUUAUCUUAUUCAAUGGAUUUUGAUGAAUGCUCCAUCUCACCAACGAGAGGUUGUGGCUAGUCAUAUCAGAAAACACAUGGUGUCCCUUCGGGGCUCCAAAUUUGGCUCUCGUGUGGCCAUGCUUUGCUGUAACCCAUCUCAUGCUACACGCCCAGGUCCUGGUGCCGGUAUGCAAAUCGGCCGCUUCAACAACUUCAACGAAGACAAAUUCUCUACCACAACUCAGUCCAGUGGUCGAUUCGGUCGUGGAAAUCAAUGGGGUCCCAAUUAUGCACCCGUCCAUUGA